ACCAUGGGUUCCGCGUCAAAUAUCAGGCUUCCGGUCAUAAAUUUAACGGAGGAAAUCCUACGAUCUGGAAAAGAUUCUUGGACUGAAGCGCGAAACACAGUCACACGGGCAUUUGAAGAGUAUGGCUGUUUCAUAGCUGUUCAUGAUAAGUAUCCUUCAGAGGUUAGUGAUUCCAUAUUCUCUGAGCUGCAAGAUUUGUUUAACCUCCCGUUGGAGAUUAAAGUCCAAAACACUUCUCAAACUCCCCUCUUUGGUUAUUAUGGGCCUAAUCCCUACCUGCCCCUCUACGAAAGCACGAGCAUUGAAGAUGCAAUAAAUCUCGAAGCAGUCCAGAAGUUCACAAAUCAGAUGUGGCCCUCCAAAAAUAACCAUUUCUGUGAACUGUUGCACUGCUAUGCAAAUCAAGUAGCAGAAUUAGAUAAAAUGGUGAGCAAAUUGGUGUUUGAAAGUUAUGAUGUGGAGAAGUACCACGAAUCUCAUGUGGGAUCAGUGACUUACAUUGUUAGAUUCACAAAGUACAGAGUACCCGAACAGAAUGAGACGAAACUCGGUGCUACUCCUCAUACUGACAAGAACUUCAUAACCAUACUUCAACAGAAUGAAGUUGAUGGUUUAGAAGUUCAGUUGAAGAAUGGAAGCUGGAUUCCUGUUGACUUUCCUCCUUCCUCCGUAGUAAUCAUGGCUGGAGAUGCAUUCUCGGCGUGGAGCAACGGCAGAGUGCAUCCCCCAUUUCAUAGAGUAACUAUGAAGGGAAAAGGAAGAGGAAGGUAUUCGAUUGCACAAUUUUCCUAUUGCAAGAAAUUGGUAGAGGCACCAACAGAGCUGGUUGACGAUGAACACCCCUUAUUAUAUAAGCCAUUCGACAAUCUUGGUUUUCUCGGAUUCAUAAGCACAGAUGAGGGUCGGAAAACCCAAAAUCCACUGAAGGCCUAUUGUGGCAUCUAAAACACGAUUUUUAAUGAUCGUAAGACUGCAUUCCUUUUGUGCAAUAAUGAGCUGUCAUUUCUCAUCCAUUCGAAACCGUUGUGUAGACAUGUUUGUCGAGAUGAAUGAAAAGCUUUUGUCUUCUGUUCCGUCGAUGUAUAUACUUCUCCCCUUUUGUGCCCACUUUUUCUAGAAGAUGUUAUGGAGUAGCUUUCUAGAAGAUGUUAUGGAUUAUUCUAUGAAAUAAUUUAUUGUA
This is a messenger RNA of Coffea eugenioides, 1180 nucleotides long. RefSeq names its product probable 2-oxoglutarate-dependent dioxygenase AOP1. The transcript is spliced from 3 exons. NCBI's taxonomy places the organism in Eukaryota, Viridiplantae, Streptophyta, Magnoliopsida, Gentianales, Rubiaceae. The coding region runs from base 4 to 945 and encodes 313 amino acids. The record is from RefSeq and is a predicted model, not a curated record. Gene Ontology annotation, molecular function: dioxygenase activity.